This is a messenger RNA of Geosmithia morbida, 1341 nucleotides long. Its product is annotated as Ricin-type beta-trefoil lectin domain. Lineage: Eukaryota; Fungi; Ascomycota; Sordariomycetes; Hypocreales; Bionectriaceae. The transcript has 3 exons. The record is from RefSeq and is a predicted model, not a curated record. Bases 1 to 1341 code for a protein of 446 amino acids.
AUGCACUCGUCUCUCGGCUUCUCAAGUCAGUACGCGUACGACUCUGGCGCCCUCCUCUUCGACAAGCUGGACCGGAACGCCUUCGAAGAGGCCCAGCAGCGCGACGACACCGCCACCCGAUCCUUCUCCAACGUCCCCAUCAUGAACUCCCAAGGCAAAUGUCUCUUCGUAGACGAGCUGUCGGGUGACUCUAGAGCCAACCUGACGCCCAUCCAGAUUGGAGAUUGUGGCAGCAGCAGCAGCAGCAGCAAGACCGAGGGUCAGGGGUGGGACAUCAUCACCUCGGGCGAGCACGACGACCGUGACGAUCGCAUCCUCAUCGUGAGCACGCUCACCCAGGCCUGCUUCAACGCCGACCCCCGACGCCCCGAGGGCUCGCAGGUCAACCUCUUCUCGUGCGGGGGCCGGGCCGACGGCGGUGGAGAGGUGACUGACUCGCAGCUCAUGGCCACGGACGGGUCGCCGGCGCGGUUCAGGCUGUCGCCCGAUAACGGGGACGGGUACUGUCUCACGGCCGGCGGGGAGGCAGUCGACAUCGAGAGGUGCGAUGAGAAUGCCGACGAGCAGUGGUUCAGUCUGGGCGGAGACGGGUCCAGCACCACCACGGCCGCUGCCGCUCCUGCUCCUACUGCUACCGCUGCCACUCCUACGUCCGGGGGAGCUGCUCCUGCCAUGGCCGGCGUCGACACCGCCACAGCAUCGCCCACCGCGGAGCCUUCUUCCGCCGCCGCCGCCGCCGCCUCGUCGGGGACACCGGCGGCGACGGCGACGGGAGCGUCAUCGUCCGCAGACGCGGACUCCACCGCCGCCGUCUCCCGCGCAGGAGGCAACCUGAUCCCAACCGCCGUGGCCGAGGCCCAGGAAUUCGACGACACGGCUACCCGUCCGGUGCAGGGCGUCCACAUCCGCUCUCCCGACGGGCGGUGUCUCUCCGUCGACGCCACGGCCGGCGACUUCCGCGAAAACAUCAUCCCGGUGGACAUGGCGACGUGCUCGGCCGACGAGGCCGGUCAGAAAUUCGACAUCGUCACCGCGGGGAGACACGAUGAUGCGACGCUCGGAGAGGCCUUGGUCGUGAGCGCCCUGACCAACGGGUGCAUCAGCUUCGACGCCAGACGGGCAGAGGGAGACACCGUCACCGUUUUCUCGUGUGGUGGGAGAGCUGAUGGUGGAGGCCAGACGGACACGGCGCAACUGUAUCCGUUCAAGAAGGGGGAUGACUCCGUGACCCUGGAGCCCACCUCUGGGAAUGGGGAGGUCUGCUUAGUGUCUGGUAGCACGAGGCUUGAAUCCGGGAGCUGCGACGGUAGCGAGACGUUUGAUCUGGUCCAGAACAUUUAG